Glycine soja is the source of this 6825-nucleotide messenger RNA. RefSeq names its product 1-phosphatidylinositol-3-phosphate 5-kinase FAB1B-like. Gene Ontology annotation, biological process: phosphatidylinositol phosphate biosynthetic process. Bases 979 to 6417 code for a protein of 1812 amino acids. Gene Ontology annotation, cellular component: endosome membrane. Gene Ontology annotation, molecular function: 1-phosphatidylinositol-3-phosphate 5-kinase activity; metal ion binding; ATP binding. The transcript has 11 exons. NCBI's taxonomy places the organism in Eukaryota, Viridiplantae, Streptophyta, Magnoliopsida, Fabales, Fabaceae. The record is from RefSeq and is a predicted model, not a curated record.
UUCAAAAUCUGUUUUUUUUUUUUUUUGUUUUAUAAAAUAAUAAUAAUAAUUUUAUUAUUAUUUUGUUUGCUCACUCACUGUUUGUAAUUAUUAUACUCUGCUGGGUGUUUCUGGAGGGGGUUGUGAGAUCUGAUUUCGGUUGUUUGUGGUUUCAGCUCCCCAAAAGUUGCUGUCUUUACAUGCAUGCUCAGAGUUUAACGGUUGAUUGCUUUGUGGGUCGGUGACAGAGUGGAAAAAAUUUUGAGAACUAGCUUAGGGUGAUAUUGUUUGCUUGAGUGGUUGGUUUUUGCAUCUGUGUCACUUUUUUUUUUUUAUUGAAUUUGCUUUCUGGGUAUUCUGGGAAUUGAGGCAUUGAGCUGAGUUGACUAAAGAUCCUAUGAACUGAGAUGAUGGGGUUUUACUUUCCAUGGCGAUGGCCAAUGAUGGCCUAUGCCUUUUGGUCUGGAACUUAGUCUGAACAAUUUCAUUUGGUAACUAUAUACAAUGUUUUUAUUGCUAGCUGUUAUUGGCUUGUUUUCAGUUUGUGGAUAAGUUGCAAUAGUAAUAUAUAUUACUUGAUUUUAGGUUUACUAUUUCAUUGUUCUUUGAUCAACUUUAAGUUUUAACCCCUUACAGGUGUAUUUAUUAUUAUUACUACUUACAGUUUAUGUAACUAUUGAUUUAGUUUUGACUUGGUUGUCCAGUUCUUGAGACUCAAUGAAUUGAUUUCCUCUCGACUUCUGUAGUAGUAAUGUAGUAUAUAGUGAAUAUUGUUGUGUAUCAAUUCGUUAUAUUUUAAAAGUAAAAACAUGGUGAUUGCUGGAUAUACUAGUGCAAGGAUGUGUUUCGUUUUCCACUUUUCCUUGAUUUUGAUUUUUGAAGAAUAUUUAUUUGUUUUCGAGGAUAUGGUUCUCACCAGCAUCAUAGAUCGGAUGGAAUGUUAACAAGGCUGGUCAAUGAGGGACUCAUAAUGAGAGGGCUUGGGUGGAAUCACAGUCCAUGGGCACCCCGGACAAGAAAAUAUCUGACUUUGUUGAUGUAGUUAGGUCUUGGAUCCCUCGAAGGGCGGAACCACUAAAUGUGUCGAGGGACUUCUGGAUGCCGGAUCAGAGUUGUAGGGUAUGCUAUGAGUGUGAUUCACAGUUCACAAUAUUCAACCGCAGGCAUCACUGUCGAAUCUGUGGUCGAGUUUUCUGUGCAAAAUGCACUGCCAAUUCUGUUCCUGUUCCAUCGGAUGAGGCAAAUACUGGCCGCGAAGAUUGGGAGAGGAUAAGGGUCUGUAACUAUUGUUUUAAACAAUGGGAGCAAGUAACAACAGUUGAUAAUAAUGGCAGUGCAGAUCCUUCGGCUACCCCUUGUCUCAGCCCUUCACCAUCUACAACAAGCUUGGUCAGCACUAAGUCCAGUUGCACCUGUCAUAGUAGCAGCAGCACUGCUGGUUCAGUUCCUUAUACAACUGGGCCUUAUCAGCGUGUGCCGUAUAGUCCCCAUCAAUCUUCGCAAAUGAAUCAGAUAACAGAUGAUCAAGAAAAUUUAAAUUCUGGGAGGAGUACAAAUCCCUCAGAGGCUGUAGGGAAUGUGCCUUCUAACCAAUUUGGCCAUUGCUUCAGCAGGAGUGAUGAUGAGGAUGAUGAUUAUGGUGUUUAUCAUUCUGAUACAGAAUCAAGGCAUUAUUCCCAUGCCCAUGACUACGACGAUCCAGUUAACAUUCAUGGUGUUGACCAUGUCUAUGGGCCACAUCAAAUGCAUCCUGAUGAAGAUAACAUUCAGGUAAAAAACUUGAGUUGCCUAACCCAGGCACAGAAUCUUGAUCCAGAAGGUGUAGGUGGAAUUCAAGUACCUGGGAAAGAAGACGAUGAGCAUGAUCAUGCUGAUGGAUGUGAAACUUCUCCUUAUCAUGAGGAGAGCAAUUAUGCGGAGCCUGUGGAUUUUGAGAGUAAUGGACUACUGUGGAUACCUCCUGAGCCAGAAGAUGAAGAGGAUGAUAGAGAAGCUGUUCUUUAUGAUGAUGACGAAGAUGAAGGUACUACUGGAGGUGGGGAAUGGGGAUAUCUACGAUCCUCCACUAGUUUUGGCUCUGGAGAAUGUCGUAGCAGAGAUAAAACAAGUGAAGAUCAUAGGAAGGCCAUGAAGACUGUAGUGGAAAGGCAUUUUAGAGCCCUGGUAGCUCAGCUAUUACAAGUGGAAAACCUAAAUACUUGUGAUGAAGAUGGAAAAGAGAGUUGGUUGGAUAUAAUUACUGCUUUGUCUUGGGAAGCUGCUACACUUCUGAAGCCAGAUACGAGCAGAGGUGGAGGUAUGGAUCCUGGUGGGUAUGUAAAGGUUAAAUGCAUAGCUUGUGGACAUCAAAAUGAAAGCAUGGUGGUUAAAGGAGUUGUAUGUAAAAAGAAUGUGGCUCAUCGGCGAAUGACAGCAAAAAUUGAUAAACCACGUUUUCUAAUACUUGGAGGUGCUUUGGAGUAUCAGCGUGUUUCUAACCAGUUGUCAAGUGUUGAUACUUUGUUACAGCAGGAGAUGGACCAUUUGAAAAUGGCAGUAGCAAGGAUUGAUGCUCAUCACCCCAAUGUUCUUUUGGUGGAGAAGUCAGUAUCUCGUUAUGCUCAAGAAUACCUUCUUGCUAAAGACAUAUCGCUUGUUCUGAAUAUUAAGAAGCCACUUCUAGAGCGUAUUGCCCGUUGUACUGGUGCACAGAUUGUCCCUUCAAUUGAUCAUCUGACCUCACAGAAGCUGGGCUAUUGCGAAACAUUCCACGUAGACAAAUUUUUUGAGGAGCAUGGUAGUGCUGGGCAAGGUGGGAAAAAAUCAACAAAGACUUUGAUGUUCUUUGAGGGUUGCCCGAAACCUUUAGGUUGCACUAUCUUGCUGAAGGGUGCCAAUGGGGAUGAGUUGAAGAAGGUGAAACAUGUGAUCCAAUAUGGAAUCUUUGCAGCCUAUCAUCUGGCACUGGAGACAUCUUUUCUGGCUGAUGAAGGUGCUUCACCUCUAGAGUUUCCCUUGAAAUCUCCCAUAACUGUUGCAUUACCUGAUAAACCAUCUAGUAUUGUGAGAUCCAUUUCCACUAUCCCUGGAUUUUCUGUUCUCACUGCUAGAGAGUCUCAGGGAGCAAAAGCUUUUAAAGAAGAACCACAAUCUAAUGACAUCUACAAGACAGAAAGAAGCCCAUCUAGCUGCUGUGAGUCCACUGAAAGAUCAUUGGUGGGUGACUCAAUCCAUAUGCAUGAAGUGUCUGGAGGUAUUACCCAAUCAGCUCAGGAUAUGCCAUCUUCCAACUGCAAUAGUUUCCUUUCAAAUACUUCUUCUAAGGAGGAUGAUAAGAAAUGUCCCAUGGAAUUUUUUCAAUACAGACUAGAUGAGAGAAGGGAAACUAUGUUGAACAAUGAUCUUAUUUCAGAUUCUUUUGGUACUUUUGAGUCUUCACAGCAAGAUGGAAAUAGCCACCUCAGAGCUGCAGCAUUGUCUGCUAAUCAAGGAGCUAACCCUGAGCCACCUUAUAUAAAACAUGAUACUAAUAAUUAUAAUAACAAUAAUAAUCAUGAUGACAUGAUACAUUCAAAAGAAGAUUUUCCUCCCUCAACUUCUGACCAUCAGAGUAUUUUGGUCUUUUUAUCAACACGUGUGUGGAAAGGAACUGUUUGUGAAAGGUCCCAUCUUGUAAGAAUUAAAUACUAUGGAAGUUCUGAUAAGCCUUUGGGACGGUUUUUGAGAGAUCAACUACUUGAUCCGAGUUACACUUGCUGCUCAUGUGAGUUGCCAUCAGAAGCUCAUGUUCAUUGUUAUACUCAUCAGCAAGGCAGCCUGACAAUUUCCGUUAAGAAAUCGGAGUUUGCUUUACCAGGGGAACGAGAAGGUAAAAUUUGGAUGUGGCACAGGUGCCUGAAAUGUCCUCGCAUACAUGGUUUUCCUCGUGCUACACGAAGAGUAGUUAUGUCUGAUGCUGCCUGGGGCUUAUCCUUUGGGAAAUUUUUGGAGCUGAGUUUUUCAAAUCAUGCAGCAGCAAGCAGGGUUGCAAGUUGUGGUCAUUCUCUCCACAGAGAUUGUUUAAGAUUCUAUGGUUUUGGGAAGAUGGUUGCCUGCUUUCGUUAUGCUUCAAUUCACCUUCAUUCUGUUUAUCUUCCCCCACCCAAACUGGAAUUCAACUAUGAUAGUCAGGACUGGCUACAAAAAGAAGCAAAUGAGCUGCAUAACAAGGCUGAAAUACUGUUUAGUGAAGUGUGCAAUGUGCUGCAUCAAAUUUCAGAGAAGGUUUCAGGUCCUGUGUUGCAGGAGGGUGGAAAUAGGGUGUCAGAUUUUAGGAAUCUAGUUGCUGAACUUAAAGGGAUGCUGCUGUAUGAGAAAGAAGAAUUUGAGGACUCAUUACAAAGAUUGCUGCAUAAAGAGGGCAAAGUUGGUCAGCCUGUGAUUGAUAUUCUAGAGCUCAAUAAGUUGUGCAGGCAUAUCCAUAUCCAUUCUUAUGUUUGGGACCAGCGCUUGAUAUAUGCAUCCAAUCUAAGUAAAAUUAUUCUUCAAGAAAACUUGAAGAGCUUAAAUCAUAGAGAGAAGUUGCUUGGUUCUAGGGAAAAGGUUAUCGAAGCAGAUGUUGCCACUAGGCCACCAAGAGGCCAUAGCAGUUGUGAUUCCUUUCUUUUGGGAACAAAACCUGAUGGAAACCUAAAUUUAGAAAACACUAGCCACCUUAGCCACCCUGUGGUCAAAAGUGAGGACAAGGGCAAAGACACAAAUCAUGAUAAGGUUGAUCUUUCUCUUUCUGGUGGUGCCAAUAUCAAUGAUAAAUCUGAUUCUGUGGAGUUUGGAGGGGCUGUACGGAGGGCUUUGUCCGAGGGGGAAUCUCCUUUUGUGGCUAAUUUAUCUGAUACCCUUGAUGCUGCAUGGACAGGUGAAGGUCAUCCGACAAAUUUAUCACUCAAAGAAAAUGGUUGUCUACCUCCUGAUGCAGCAGCUGUGGCUGUUCAUUCACCUGUGGCAAAUAUAGUUACAUCAAAAUCAAAUUCUGAUAUUUAUAGUGCUAAUAUAGGUGGGAUUGAGGCAGGAUGCACUAAUUACUCUAAAUUGCUUUCCAAAGGACUUGAUACUAAAUGGAAAGGAAUACCUUUUGCAAAUGUCUUUGGUUCAUUCAACAAAACUUCUUCCUUCAAUACUGAGAAGCUUGUUGAGUACAACCCAGUUCACAUUUUAUCAUUUCGAGAGCUGGAGCGCCAGACAGGUGCUAGACUGCUUCUUCCAGCCAGCACUAAUGAUACCAUAGUGCCUGUCUACGAUGAUGAACCCACUAGUGUUAUAGCGUAUGUGCUUGUGUCAAUGGAUUAUCAUAUGCAGAUGUUAGAAUAUGAUAGACCUAAAGAGAGUGGAGACAGUUCAAUUUCAUUGCCACUCUUUGAUUCAACAAGUCUACUUUCUCUCAACUCUUUUGAUGAGACAAUUACUAAUACCUACAGAAGUCUUGGCUCUUUUGAUGAGAAUGUGUUACCCACUUCUGGGUCUCGGAGUUUGCCGGCUGGGGAUCCAUUCUCAUACACAAAGGAUUUGCAUGCAAGGGUUUCUUUUACUGAUGAUGGCUCCCUUGGAAAAGUGAAAUAUACUGUAACUUGCUACUAUGCAAAAAGAUUUGAGGCUUUAAGAAGAACUUGUUGCCCUUCUGAGUUAGAUUUUGUGCGGUCCCUUAGUCGUUGUAAGAAGUGGGGAGCUCAGGGAGGAAAGAGCAAUGUUUUCUUUGCAAAAACCCUGGACGAUAGAUUUAUCAUCAAACAGGUUACAAAAACAGAGCUUGAGUCGUUUACUAAGUUUGCACCAGCUUAUUUUAAGUAUUUAUCUGAGUCAAUCAGUACAGGAAGUCCAACUUGUCUUGCGAAGAUCUUGGGGAUUUAUCAGGUAACAUCAAAGCACCUCAAAGGAGGGAAGGAAACAAAGAUGGAUGUUUUGGUUAUGGAAAAUCUUCUUUACAGGCGUAACAUUAGACGGCUUUAUGACCUCAAAGGUUCUUCUCGUUCACGGUACAAUCCAGAUACAAGUGGGAGCAAUAAAGUGCUGCUGGAUCAGAAUCUCAUUGAAGCUAUGCCAACCUCUCCAAUAUUUGUUGGGAACAAGGCAAAACGGUUGCUCGAGAGGGCUGUGUGGAAUGAUACUGCCUUCCUUGCAUCAAUAUAUGUGAUGGACUACUCAUUGCUGGUUGGCGUGGAUGAGGAAAAGCAUGAGUUGGUUUUAGGUAUCAUUGAUUUUAUGAGGCAGUAUACAUGGGACAAACACCUUGAAACUUGGGUGAAGACCUCAGGCAUCCUUGGUGGACCCAAGAACACUUCUCCAACUGUGAUAUCACCACAGCAGUACAAGAAACGGUUUAGGAAAGCCAUGAGCUUAUAUUUUCUUAUGGUGCCAGAUCAAUGGUCCCCUCCAGAGUUACACCCCAGUGGGUCCCAAUCUGACAUUUGUGACGAAAAUGCGUGAGGCAUGGGACUCAUUUCAUUGAUGUGGUCAAAGUUUGAAUCUUGUAAAUGUUACCAUUCCAGCAUACAUCAUUGACACGGGUCUCUCCUUCCUUAUGCCCUUAAUAUUUGUCUCCUGCAUAAUGCAGCUGCUGUUGAUUUGUGUCCCUUAAGCAAUGGAGGUGCACCUCCUGUUACCAGAGAUUGUUGAAAGGGUAACUAAGUGUACAGCGAUUCUCCUCCUCUUUCUUUUUUAUACAUUUUUUUAUAUCAUGUAUUUAAUCUCUUGCUUUCAUAAUCUGUCGUAAAUUUGAUUUAAAGUUCACAACCUAUUAUUGAAUUGCACACCGCGUUUCUUUUUCUACGCAUGUGAAAGGCGUUGAUAAAUUCUUACCUCACUGUUAUAUGACCCGUGUGAAAGUAUAUAUUU